CUCCCUCUGACCCUCCUCCCUCUUUAUUCAUAAAUCCCCCUCUAUAGAAAGCUAUAAAAUCAUCAGUUCAUAUAAAAGAUCCCUUUUUCAAAAUUUCACCGCUCCUUUACACCACCCCUUUUAGUCGAUUUCACCAAUUUGUAUUGUAUUCCCCCUAUUUUGAUUCAUCAAUUUGGUGAAGGAUUGAAGAAACCCUAAAUUCAGAUUCCGCAUCAGAAAGAUUUGAAGAGCGAUUUGGGAUAAAAUUUUCACGGGAUCAAGGGAAGGGAGUAAUGGCGGAUCAAUUGUUGGAGGGAAGUCAACCAGUUGAUCUCUCCAAGCACCCAUCUGGAAUCGUUCCUACUCUUCAGAACAUUGUAUCUACGGUCAAUCUGGAUUGCAAGUUAGACCUUAAGGCGAUUGCACUGCAAGCUCGUAAUGCAGAAUAUAAUCCCAAGCGUUUUGCUGCUGUGAUCAUGAGGAUAAGAGAACCAAAAACGACGGCUUUAAUCUUUGCUUCAGGGAAGAUGGUUUGUACAGGAGCCAAGAGUGAACAACAAUCAAAACUGGCGGCACGGAAGUAUGCUCGGAUUAUUCAAAAACUUGGAUUCCCGGCAAAGUUUAAGGAUUUUAAGAUACAAAAUAUUGUUGGCUCAUGUGAUGUCAAAUUUCCCAUUAGACUCGAAGGGCUCGCAUACUCUCAUGGUGCUUUUUCAAGCUAUGAACCAGAACUAUUCCCGGGGUUGAUUUAUCGGAUGAAACAACCAAAAAUCGUUCUGCUUAUUUUUGUCUCGGGAAAAAUUGUUCUAACAGGAGCUAAGGUUCGAGACGAGACUUACACUGCAUUCGAGAAUAUAUAUCCGGUUCUAACUGAAUUCAGAAAGAAUCAGCAGUGAUAUUUAUGUGGGAUAUAUAAUGGUAAAGGGUGAAAAUUGAGAUAGGGUUCAAGUUGACAUCCAAGAGAUUUUAACAUGCAAAUGGGGCUGAUUUUCUGAAGACACAUGUAGUGUAGAUAUAUGGUGGAAAUUGGGCAUUUGCUGUUUCUGUAUUGCUGUGAGUUGUAACCAUUUUGAUCCAAGAUUUUGUGAUCCAAAACAGAGCUCUUCUUUUUUAUCUUUUCCUAAUGGAAAUAUUAUGAUUUUUUAU
This is a messenger RNA of Cynara cardunculus var. scolymus (artichoke), 1125 nucleotides long. RefSeq names its product TATA-box-binding protein. The transcript has 10 exons. Gene Ontology annotation, molecular function: RNA polymerase II general transcription initiation factor activity; DNA binding. The record is from RefSeq and is a predicted model, not a curated record. The coding region runs from base 273 to 875 and encodes 200 amino acids. NCBI's taxonomy places the organism in Eukaryota, Viridiplantae, Streptophyta, Magnoliopsida, Asterales, Asteraceae. Gene Ontology annotation, biological process: DNA-templated transcription initiation.